ACUGCUCUCUCUUGCAAGGAAACGAGGGGAAAGCGGGGUGAUAGAUUUCCUCCCUUGUUCUCUUGGUUUGCUCCGUUUGGUGUCGAAGGUUGAGGCGGGAGAGACGGAGAGAUUCAUUCCGACGAGGUGGGAGGCACGACAAGUUUAGUUGCUGUGAAUUAGAAGAAGGCAAGCGAGAACAUGGGGAAGAAGGCAAAGUGGUUUGGGGCCGUGAAGAAGGUCUUCAGCCCUGAAUCAAGGGAGAAGAAGAAAGAGAGGUUGAAGAAGAAAUUGGGAACGAGGACAUUCAAAGCUGCAGAUCCAUGCCCCGCUGACUCGCUAGAAUGUGCUGUUCCUCGCGAGGUACUUCCUCCACCGCAGACUCAUCCGGAGGAGGAUGAAGUAGUGGAGGGUGAGACUGAGCAGAGCAAUCCUGAUCCCCCUGUAGCACUCGCCACCCCUGCUGCAACAGAGCCUGUUGCUACUGUUGAGGCUGCAACAGAGAUCAUUCAACUUGCAGCCACUACAAAGUUCCCCGGCAAGACGAGGGAAGAAAUUGCUGCAAUCGAGAUCCAGACUGCCUUCCGAGCCUACAUGGCAAGAAGAGAACUUCGGGCCAUGAAAGGAUUGGUCAGGUUGAAGUCACUAAUGCAUGGCAACUCUGUUAAGCGCCAAGCCACGACCACAUUACGCUCCAUGCAGACACUGGCAAGAGUUCAAUCGCAGAUCCUUUCAAGGAGAAUGAGGUUAAUGGAAGAGAACCAGGUUCUGCAGCGGCAAAUGCUGCUUAAACAUGAAAGAGACCUCGAGAAUUUGAAGAUGGGAGAAGAAUGGGAUGAUAGUUUACAAUCAAGGGAACAAAUUGAAGCAAGUCUGUUGGGCAAGCAGGAGGCUGCAGUAAGACGAGAAAGAGCACUGGCUUAUGCAUUCUCUCAUCAGUGGAAAAGCACCUCAAAAUCGACGAAUCCAAUGUUUCUGGACCCCAACAACCUACAAUGGGGUUGGAGCUGGGUGGAGCGGUGGACGGCAGCAAAGCCAUGGGAGACGAGGGGCACAACAGAUAAAGAACUCAGCAACGGCCGUGCCUCUGCCAAGAGUGCCACUGAGAGCGAUGCUUGUGCAGAAGCUAAUCCAGAUAAGCUCUCUCCAGCUGCCCGUAAACCCUCGACGGUACCACCUCCCACGAGAACCCCUCGGUUAACAGGGAAGACGAAAUCUGCAAGCCCGAAACUUGGGUCGGCCUCAUCGAUCAUCAGCAUGCAGUCAGAGAGAUCCAGGAGGCGCAGCUUGGAGACAGCAGCGGCAGCACCGGCGAGGGACGACGAGAGCUUAGCAGGUUCGCUGGCUGUUCGUAGCUACAUGGCUCCCACGGAGUCAGCAAGAGCCAAAUCCCGCUUCCAGAGCUUGUCAAACGACGAUGCCGAGGCUCCAGAUAAAGCUUCCAUUGCUCCCGCGAAGAAGAGGUUGUCUUUGCCUACCGGAGAUAGGCAUAACGCAGCGCCUCCAGCUGCGAUGAGACGGAAGUCGGGUCCUCCGAAGGUGGAUGUGGCAUCUGCGAAGGAUGGAGCAGGCCCAGAUUUGACCACGAUAGAAUCGACAGGGGCGAUAACGUCGUUCUGAAAUGAGAAGACGCAACUGUUACCUCAAAUUUACUUUAUGAUCAUGAUUCAAAUCAUUUGAAGUAAAAUGUUUGUAAGUGACAGCUUAAUUUACCGUGAUUUGUUCUUUUGUAUGAACACACUUUGGCGA
Molecule: messenger RNA, 1728 nt
Organism: Musa acuminata subsp. malaccensis (wild Malaysian banana)
Lineage: Eukaryota; Viridiplantae; Streptophyta; Magnoliopsida; Zingiberales; Musaceae
Source: RefSeq, a predicted model, not a curated record